Molecule: messenger RNA, 2619 nt
Organism: Papaver somniferum (opium poppy)
Lineage: Eukaryota; Viridiplantae; Streptophyta; Magnoliopsida; Ranunculales; Papaveraceae
Exons: 12
Coding region: 121-2337 (738 amino acids)
Biological process (GO): proteasome-mediated ubiquitin-dependent protein catabolic process
Cellular component (GO): nucleus; cytoplasm
Source: RefSeq, a predicted model, not a curated record
AUUCCUUUUCGCCGCCAUUGUUUGUUCCCUGCGCUGAGAAAAUAAAUUUUUUGCCCUUACAAGUCCAACGACGAUAAGUUCCUGUACAUCUCUCUCUUUCUCUAAAUCUCUAGUGUGAGAAUGGAUUCCACACCAGUUAAUUGGGAUACCCUAGAUUCUCUAAUUAUCAAUUUUGCUAAAUCUGAGAAUUUACUCGAAGAUUGCACUGAAUCUUCUUCUCCUUCAUCUUCUGGUUAUCAUUCUCGUUUAGUAAUUCGUCAAAUCAGAAAGUUAAUUGAGAUCGGUGACAUUGAUUCUUCGAUUAAUCUUCUUCGAAUUCAUGCUCCUUUUGUUCUUGAUGAUCACCGUCUUCUUUUUCGAUUACAGAAACAGAAAUUUAUUGAACUAUUAAGAAGAGGUACAACUAAGGAUCGCGAUGCUGCCAUUGAUUGCAUUCGAACUGUUCUUGCUCCUUGUGCUUUAGACGCUUAUCCGGAAGCGUAUGAGGAGUUUAAGCAUGUUCUUUUAGCGUUGAUAUUCGACAAAGACGAUCAGACUUCUCCAGUGGCUAAUGAGCUUGUGCUUGACAGCCAUAUCCGUAUCUGUGUAACCAAUCUAGAUGGUGCUUUCUAUAGCAAUAUUAAUCGAGAUAAAUAUAAAAGUAAGUUAUUUUCUUUUCAGUGGUCUGAAAAGAGGCGCUUUGACAUUGCUGGCUUGUUAUCAUCGGUUCUUCGAGUUCACUUACAAGCGUUCGACCCAAUCUUUUCUAUGACAUUGAGAUACUUGAUAAGCAUACACAAUGGAUUUUGCUUUCGCCAAGGCAUUCCAUCACCUGUUUCAGAUCUGACCGAGAGAUUGCUUAUUGAGGAACGAGACCCAGCUCCUACUCCACAAGAAAGCUUGCUAGAGGCACCUCCAUUUGAUGAGGUGGAUGUGCAAGCGCUUGCUCAUGCUGUUGAUCUUACAAGACAAGGGGCUAUUGACAGCUUGCGAUCUGCUAAAGGAGAUCUGUUUCAGGCUUUUAAGAAUGAAUUAUGCCGAAUGAGAAUGGAUGUCUCAGUACUUGAUGAUCUUGUCCAUGAGUAUUGCGUCUAUAGGGGUAUUGUGGAAUGUGGGCUUUCAUCAGGACAUGCAUCAGACAUGCAAAGUCUUGGUAGAUCUUCAGUUACGUGUGAACCUGAUCCUUCCAAUGGUUCCUCGUUAGAUUGCUCCAUCAACAUGGAUGUGCAGCCUUGUAAGGACUCCGAUGGUGAAACUUCUGUUUGCAAUCCUGAUUCAAUUGGAACUCAAGAAAUGAACGUGCGGGGUGUUGAUGUCGAACGGCGAGUUGCAUAUGAGACAGAAAGCAAUCGAGAAGAUUGCAGCACAAGUAGUCCUGAAAACUUCAAAAACUUUCAGAAGAACAGAGGUCAUGGGACUGGAGAAAGGAGUGGACGUAAGAGAUGGAGAGGUAGGAAUGAGGGAUUAGAAGUUAGUCCUGAUAUUUCUCUUACUGGGACCAGCAAGCAAAAGCUUAGCGACCGUGACCAUGCUGCUGAUAUAUUCAUGUCAAAUGAAAAACAGGUUUCAGUAAAACGUCCUGCUUCAGAGAAUUUCCACAUUAGGGAGGAGUACAAAUAUGAUAUUGUGCUGGAGAUGAAGGAAUUAGCGAGUAAGGGAAUGACCGUGGAGGUUGUAAAGGAGAUCAAUGCCCUGGACCCUAACUUCUUUGUGCACAAUCCUGACCUUCUAUUUCAACUUAAGCAGGUCGAGUUUCUUAAGUUGGUCAGCUCUGGUGAUCGUGAUGAAGCUAUAAAGGUUGCAAAAGCAUUUUUAGGUCCUUCAACAGCUAGCAAUGCAACUUUGCUUAAACCUUUGAAGGAGACCCUCUUCUUGGCUUUAAUGGGACCCAAUGAAGAUCCACUUACAAAAGGAGUACCUCUGUCUCUCCUUGCAACUUCGCUCCAGGUGGCAUUGGGUAGGAGGCUUGGCAUAGAAGAACCACAGCUUAUGAAGAUAGUGAGAACAACGAUUCACUCACAUAAUGAGUGGUUUAAAAUUCAAAUGUGUAAAGACCGUUUCGAAGGACUUCUGAAGAUCGAUUGUUUGAAGGAUAUUAACACUUCCCUACUUACUGAAUCUAAAUCCAACAUAAAUCUUGAUGCUGACACCUCUGGGUCUUCCCAAGUUACAGUAUCUAGCAGAAUGCUGGAAGAUAGUAGCAGUCCCUCUCAGGUUUCUCCCGGAGAUGUUGUCUGUGAUGAAAGUGCUAUACUCAAAGUUAUGGAAUUCUUGGCUUUGCCUAGAGCUGAUGCGAUCCAUCUUCUAGCCGAGUACAAUGGGAAUGCCGAGACUGUCAUACAACAGAUUUUUGCAUAGGCUCAUCAAAUUGUUAUAUUAAAGAGUAAAUCUGUAGUCCACCCGAAGGAGAAAAAGAAGAAAGAAAACAAAUAAAAUGAAGUAAUCCAUUAUUUUAUUCAAUUUGUUACCAUAUCAGAUUUAGUUGUAAAUAACGCUAAUGUGUAUGAUGUAUACUAGAAGUGAAGGAAUCACAAAGUAGUUGCAUGCAUUUGAAGUAACUGCAUACUUACUGCGUACCUGGCCAAAUGCAGGCCAAGUUUUCCCUUUCUUCUCUGAGCUAACACGGAUAUCUUAAUUUAG